UUCCUCUUCAAUUUGUCUGAUAAGUGAACUUCAAAUGGAACCUCUCCACGUGCGGCAUCUCAACGUGCCCACUAUUUGGAGAGUUUGAAGCCUGCCCCUUAAGGAGAAGUUGAGCAUGUUGGCGUGGAACAGUCGGAAGGAGAUUUACCAGGCGGCUCUUCGGAUAGAGAGGGUUGACAUAGCUAUGCAUGAUGAAGAGAUACAGCGAGAGGGAAGCAAGAGAAAGGCAAGUAGCAUGCCAGAGUGGUCUGGCCAUCCCAAUCAGUACAGAAGGAGGCCGAGCGAUAUCGUUAGCUUUGGGGGUACGCAGAGUCAGACCGGCUCGGUCCGGUCUGGUCAAACUUUCAACAACAGAGGUCUCUGCAACCAGUGUGGGCAGGAUCACUCAGGGGAGUGUAGGCAUCCCCCCAUGGUCUGCUAUAACUGUAACGAGACUGGGCAUUUUGCCAGAGAACGCCCAUGGAGAGGCGGACAAGGGAUGGCUCAGUCUGAGCAUUCUGUCUGGGGUGGUGGAACGAGGACUCACGCAGGACCACGGUUUGGCGGCCAACCAAACUGCUCCUUCCAGAGCCAGGGAGGACGCAUCGCGCGGUUCGAUCGCAUUGAUCGGGAUAGAGACUAGGGGCCUCCAGUAGGAGGACAGCUGAUGGUAUUUGCCAUGCGAGGGAUAGAGGGAGAUCGUGGUGAAAGUGGAGGGGACGAGCAAGCACAUUGAUGUGAUCAUGUGAAGAAAUGGGGAGACUGUGG
Molecule: messenger RNA, 747 nt
Organism: Linum trigynum
Lineage: Eukaryota; Viridiplantae; Streptophyta; Magnoliopsida; Malpighiales; Linaceae
Source: the annotation of a GenBank genome assembly